Messenger RNA from Cucurbitaria berberidis CBS 394.84, 2484 nucleotides. RefSeq names its product protein disulfide isomerase. The transcript is spliced from 2 exons. The record is from RefSeq and is a predicted model, not a curated record. The coding region runs from base 361 to 2007 and encodes 548 amino acids. Lineage: Eukaryota; Fungi; Ascomycota; Dothideomycetes; Pleosporales; Cucurbitariaceae. Gene Ontology annotation, cellular component: endoplasmic reticulum. Gene Ontology annotation, biological process: response to endoplasmic reticulum stress; protein folding. Gene Ontology annotation, molecular function: protein disulfide isomerase activity.
AAUAGCUACCACAUCCUAGCGAAAAGGUGGCUAUGCACAUGGAACGGCGGGUAAGGGUGUUCGCAGGAGGCCAACGUGUCCAAUACAGCGGCGAAGUUGAACCAGGGGUGGCUGUGGUGUGGUGCAGGUGGUGGUGGUGGUGGUGACCCUGGGCUUGGCAGCAGACUCACCGCGGGCAUCUCAGCCGCUAAGCUGAUUCGAAGGGCCACCUGUCUUCCACAGUCUCCACGCCACAGGUUCCGCCCAAAUAAAAGCCCGCCUGCCAGCUCCUCUGCUACACCAUCUCCCCACUGCUUGUAGAGGAUCCUCGACCUCCACUUGCUUCCCUUUUACUCCAAUUGCAUCGUCACCUCGUGCAACAUGAAGUAUACCACCAUUUGCGCCGCCUUCUUCGCGGCUGUUGCUGCUGCCUCGGAUGUCAAGCAGCUCAACAAGGACACGUUCAAGACCUUUAUUGAGGAGAACGACCUCGUCCUCGCCGAGUUCUUCGCGCCCUGGUGCGGCCACUGCAAGGCCCUCGCCCCCGAGUACGAGACAGCUGCCACCACGCUGAAAGAGAAGGACAUUGCCCUUGUCAAGGUCGAUUGCACAGAGGAGACCGACCUGUGUCAGGAAUAUGGCGUCGAGGGUUACCCCACCCUCAAGGUCUUCCGUGGCCCUGAGAACGUCUCGCCCUAUGGCGGCCAGCGCAAGGCCGAUAGCUUGAUCUCCUACAUGACCAAGCAGGGCCUCCCUGCUGUCUCCGACGUCACCAAGGACACCCUCGCCGAGUUCAAGACGGCUGACAAGGUCGUCCUCGUCGCCUACUUCGCUGCGGAUGACAAGGCCUCCAACGAGACCUUCACUUCAGUCGCCAACGGCCUCCGUGACAACUACCUUUUUGGUGCGACCAACGACGCUGCCCUCGCCAAGGCCGAGGGUGUCAAGCAGCCCGGCCUGGUCCUCUACAAGUCUUUCGACGAUGGCAAGGACGUCUUCACCGAGAAGAAGUUCGAUGCGGACGCCAUCCGCGAGUUCGCAAAGGUCGCUGCUACCCCGCUUAUCGGCGAGGUUGGCCCUGAGACCUAUAGCGCAUACAUGAGCGCUGGCAUCCCUCUCGCCUAUAUCUUCGCUGAGACGCCCGAGGAGCGCGAAGAGUUUGCCAAGGAGCUCAAGCCCCUCGCCCUCAAGCACAAGGGCGCCAUCAACUUCGCAACCAUUGACGCCAAGUCCUUCGGCCAGCACGCUGGUAACCUCAACCUCAAGGUCGGCACCUGGCCCGCUUUCGCUAUCCAGCGCACGGACAAGAACGAGAAGUUCCCCUUUGACCAGGAGAACAAGAUCACCGAGAAGGCUAUCGGCACUUUUGUCGAGGAAUUCCUCGCUGGCAAGGUCGAGCCCAGCGUCAAGUCUGAGCCCAUCCCAGAGUCACAGGACGGCCCCGUCACCACCAUCGUCGCCAAGAACUACAACGACGUCGUCAUCAACAACGACAAGGACGUUCUCGUAGAGUUUUACGCCCCGUGGUGCGGUCACUGCAAGGCUCUUGCCCCCAAGUACGAGGAGCUCGGCCAGCUCUACGCUUCAGAGGAGUUCAGCAAGCUCGUUACCAUCGCCAAGGUUGACGCUACUGCUAAUGACGUACCCGAUGAAAUUCAGGGCUUUCCCACCAUCAAGCUCUUCCGCGCUGGAAAGAAGGACUCGCCUGUCGACUACUCCGGCUCGCGAACCGUUGAGGACCUCGUUACCUUCAUCAAGGAGAACGGCUCACACAAGGUCGCAGCCGUCUUCGAGGAGGCCGUUGAGGAGGCCACUGAGAAGCUCGCGGAGCAAGCCAAGGCUGCAACCGAGAAUGUCAAGGACGGCGCUGAGAAGGUUGCCGAGUCUGCCAAGUCAGGCGCUGAGAAGGCCACAGACUCUGUCAAGUCGGCUGCAUCAGAGGCCACUAAGAGCGCUAGCUCGGCUGCAUCAGAGGCAACCAAGGCUGCGAAGAGCGCAGUCGCCGAAGAGGAGCACGACGAGUUGUAGUCGUGUUGCUUUUGCUUUUGCUUCCUUACUUUGAUGGCGCUACGUGUACAAGUACCCUUCAGCAUUUGAACGCAUUCAUAUACUGUGGUAUAUGAAUAAAAGACUUAUGAGAUACAUGGAGGACAUGGGUUUCCUUUCUGGGAUGGUUUUGGGAUAGCGAAUAGUAGCGAAUAGCUCAAUGGAGUUCUGGUUCACUUCUUCACCAACUCUCGUCCUGAAACGGUGAUUGUGAUUACAUGUGAUGAUAUGUACUCGCUUGCAUAGCCGCGCCUACUAAUGUACUUGAAGAGGAAAUCCACUCAUCGCCUGGCACAUGGAGGUGGUUCGAGCGCAACUUCAGACUUGAGACGUUUCAUUCCACACAUCGACAACUUGAUGCUUGUCUUCACUUUACGUAGACGAGGUUCAACGAAUAAAGAUUUCCUGCAACUGGCACUGGCAAACAGCAAUUCCUCGCAUAAGAAAGUUGUCUGCCAG